UCGUUCACGUCGUUCCGUAACGUGGAUCCUAGAGGACGUCCUCUGCUGGCGUCAUUUGCGCGCCGCCUAGCUUCCCAUGCACUCUCCUUCUCCCGAAAGCCUGCGGAUAGAUGUUUCGAUUUCAGUCCCUGGAUGAAGACUGUAUGCUGGAGGAGGAAGAUGAUGGAUUGAUAGAAGACGAAGAUGAAAUCGAUCAAUUCAACGAUGACACUUUUGGAGCCGGGGCCAUCGAUGACGACUGGCAGGAGGAACACAAGCGCCUCGCCGAGCUCGAUGAACGGGACGAGUUAGGGGCGGGGCUGGGGUUCGGAGGAGGGGGGAUGGGAGGGGACUCAGACUUGAGCACAAGCGAGCGCCCGUCCUCCACCCGAAUCCCUUCUUCUGUAGUCCAUCCCCCUCCACCAUCAUCCCUCGCUUCCCUCAGCUUUUCCUCUUCCUCGUCUAGACUGCCGCCAUCAGAUGUGGAGGAUCGAGUGGGGGAGGGGGAUUUGGCCGAGUCUCUGGCCAGGCUGAUCCUGGACGCCGACCCGGCCAUCGCUGGAGUCGGGGCAGCUGAGAGACCCGGUCUGCCCCCCGGCUCCUCAGGAUCCGGCCUCUCCGGCCUGCGGGGGCUGGACCAGCCCAGAGUCCUGCCGCAGCCCUCCCCCAUCCUGCCUCCCACCCAGCCACACCAGCAUCCCCAGCACCAGCUGCCUCCCGGGCUCCCUGCGUCAGGCCUUCCUCCCUCGUCCAUGCUCAGCUACCAACAGCAGCAGCACUUGCUGCGCAGAGGCACCGCCCCCAUGGGCCAGAUGAGCUCUCACAGUAUUUGGGAGAACAGCAUGGGCUUUGGCCCCGUGAGCGUCGCCCCGGGAUUGCUCACACACAUGGAGGAUAAUCCACUCAUGUCGAUAAUCAAAGAGGUGGGCCAUCCUAAACGAGCUCCUCAGGGCAGGAACGAUGAGGAUCUGUCAGAGAGGGCUCCUCCUCCACGCUCUUCUUCCCCUGUGAUUGGCUCCCCUCCGGUGAGGGCGGUGCCAAUCGGGACUCCACCCAAACAGCCGAUGAGCCACGCGCUGAAUCACCAGAUCCACCAUCCCACAGCGGUCCACGUGAGAGCUCCGGUCCAGCACAGAUACCCCGCUCCUUUCCCCGAGCGUCUGUCUCCCAACACCCUCCUCAACAUUGCUAACUCUCCUCUGUGCCGCGGCCCGUUCCCCCCCAGAGUCGGUCCUGUUCUGUCGCAGAUUCAACGCGCCCAGCUGCUCAACUCUCAGGUGGCAGGAUUUCCCCGCGGCGGUCCUCCUCCUCUGCUGCCAGGCGGGGGAGGUUUCAGGCCCUUCUUCGGAGGCCCUCCUCCUCCGCACGGUCACCGAAUGGGCCCCCCACCACCUCACGGGCCCCCUAACCACGCGCCGCCGCUCCGGCACAACACCACUCACCUUCACCCACAGCACCGCCGCAUGCUCACCCAGCGCAUGCAGAGCCGAGGAGGGGACCGCAGGCCCGGGAUGGACCGGCGCAGCAGAGACCCCUACAGCAACCUGAUGACUCAGAAAGAGAAGGAGUGGGUGACGAAGAUCCAGAUGAUGCAGCUGCAGAGCACAGACCCUUACCUGGAUGACUACUACUAUCAGAACUACUAUGAGAAAAUGGAGAAGCGUCAGGAGAAAGAACGAGACAGCAGCAAGAAGGAGCACACCACCAAGCUCAUCACUCCUCAGGUGGCCAAGGUGGAGCACACCUACAGACCAGUUCAGUUCGCAGGCUCUCUGGGUAAACUGACCGUCUCCAGCGUCAACAACCCCCGCAAGAUGAUCGACGCCGUGGUGACGACUCGCUCAGACGACGAGGAGAAACGAGAGAAGCAGGUUUGGAAUAAGAGGCGACAAAUCCUCUACACAGUGGAGAAGAUGUACAGUUUGCUGUUGGAGGUUCAGGACUUUGAGAAGUGCUUCGUCCAGGCGCCGGAGGAGGACCGCGAGGCUCUGCUGGAGCAGCACAAGAGCAACACGGAGCAGCUCUGCAGCUCGCUGCGGGAGAAAGAGUGGGACGACAGAGUGAGUGACGAGCAGUGUGUGAUGAUCAUGUCGGUGAGGAAGGGCAAGCGGCUCAUCUCCCGGCUCCUCCCCUUCCUGCCCUCAAUGCAGGCUGCUGCUGUUGUCAUGGCAAUUGCCCGCAACCUUCCCGCUUUAGCCAAGAAGGACAAACAGGACCAGGUGCUGUGCUGGUUGGUGGAGCCGGUUUCUGCAGUGAUCCAGUCGUUAUCGAGCGCCUCCCUCACAGAUCUGCUCCAGGAGCUCCAAGGCAGCGAGGGCCAGCUGGCCACCGUGCUGCACAACAAGUUUGGCGUGACGCUGCUCUACGUGAUCCUGAGUGAAGGUGAAAGGAUGCAGAGCUCCGACCCAAACUGUCAGCUCAUGGACGACAAUCGAUGGACUGAGUUGGUGUUUUCGGUGACGAGGGAGCUGCUCAGCGUCCCCUCCUCGUCCCUCUCUCCCCCCCUCUUCACCCCUCCCAACCUGCUCUCCCUCUUCUCGCGCUACGUUGACCGGCAGAGGCUCGAGCUGUUACAGGACAAGCUACAGAUCUCUGCUUUGUCCAGGUAGAAGUUACUACACGCAUCGACGCAGCCCCUCCCCCACCCACCCACCCGAUGCAGACCUUUUGUUUUCUCUGUGUGUGUGUGUGUGUGUGUGUGUGUG
This is a messenger RNA of Haplochromis burtoni (Burton's mouthbrooder), 2684 nucleotides long. RefSeq names its product PAT1 homolog 1, processing body mRNA decay factor (gene patl1). The coding region runs from base 111 to 2588 and encodes 825 amino acids. Gene Ontology annotation, molecular function: RNA binding. The record is from RefSeq and is a predicted model, not a curated record. The transcript has 20 exons. NCBI's taxonomy places the organism in Eukaryota, Metazoa, Chordata, Actinopteri, Cichliformes, Cichlidae. Gene Ontology annotation, cellular component: P-body. Gene Ontology annotation, biological process: P-body assembly; deadenylation-dependent decapping of nuclear-transcribed mRNA.